This is a messenger RNA of Pyricularia pennisetigena, 3711 nucleotides long. RefSeq lists its product as uncharacterized. The transcript is spliced from 2 exons. NCBI's taxonomy places the organism in Eukaryota, Fungi, Ascomycota, Sordariomycetes, Magnaporthales, Pyriculariaceae. The record is from RefSeq and is a predicted model, not a curated record. The coding region runs from base 1 to 3711 and encodes 1236 amino acids.
AUGGAGGAUCAAUGCAACAUAGGGACGAACCGACUGUCAGCGUUGAAUGAUAAUAUCACCGGCAGCAUUGACCAACUCUCAGCGGCGUCCGAUGCUCAUGAGAUCGACAACGGUAUUCUCACUAAUAUUGGUGUAACAGGGGAUCUUGACGAAAACGGCCUUUCUUCAUUGCAGAAUGCAAACAAUGGUACCAUUGCCGGGUGGAACUGGGGACCCCUUGAGGGCCCUCAAGUUGAAGAGCCACUCGUGACUGAACAAGCUGCACGGCCUCCUGACACAAUAGACCACUUAGAUCAUUUGCACUUUCCGCCAUUGCUAAGCGCUCCUGCCUCAGACAUGGCUCAGCCAACAGAUGGACACCCCAACUUGUGCUCCAGUGAGGUGGCCUCAACAUCGACAGCGUCAAGCGCGAGGUUCCAGGGUGAUACUUCCUCGUCACUAAAAACCUGCCAGCCCGCAUGCUUGAUUGAGAUAGACGACGAAUUGCCCCAUCAACAUCUGCAGGAAGACGUGUCAAGUCACAAUAAGGACGACUCCAAAAGCCAGUAUGAUGGCAGCAGCUUCAUUGGCUCCGCAUCCGGACUACUGGGAUUGUUGGCAUCCUCCAAGGCCCCAAUAUCAGGUCAAACUCGUCUACGUGUGCCAUUGGGCUGGACUCCGCCAAAUUUUGCAAAACUGCCACCCAAACCCAGGAAGCGUAAGCGUUCGAUAUUCAAAAAGUCAACUCAAGAGUCAUCAGAAUCGGCACAGACUACCAAGAGGAGUCGGACUGUAGAUCACGGAGCAUCUGCGAGGGGAUUCACCGAUACAAUUCAGUCACACGGUCGGACACACGGCUCACGGGACACCGAUAACGCAUCAGAGAGCAAUAUGGCGUCUCGACCCCGUCCUGCUCCUAUCAUUACGACACCAACCCACAAGACCUUCAACGGCACAGAGAUAAGCAAAGUUGUUUGCCAGCUGCCGACACCAAAGUCCGCCGCCUCGAUGAAUGGCGUGCACACUGCAGACCAAUACCCAGAGUUGGCAUCUCCAUCUAUAUCCAAGGGAAAUAGCUCCCAGAGCUCACUCCGAGACGAUCCUGGGAAAGCUGCAAACAGGUCAGGACAUACUCGUACCGAAGCUGGUCAUUAUACUACCGCACAGUCGGGUUCUGGGCAGCGUGCCAGUACUGAUUUAACAAUUCACGAUGUCAUUGUACUCAGUGAUGACGAGGAACCGGCAGAGAUGGCCAGGCAGCAAGCUUAUUCCCCAAAAAACCAGACGGCAUCGUCACAGGGCGUUGCAUCCGGACAGCAUAGCGCGUAUUCAAAGCACCCUAGUCAAGUGGCCGGAGACUACCGAGAUCGUUCGCAAACGGACAGCACUAAUUUCAUAACUGGUACUGUUUCCAUCCUGGAUGCGACAGUGUCCAAGAGAGACUCCAUGUCCAAACAUGGGCUGUUGACUGAGAAUUCAUCAAUAGCGAACACGAACAGCACCACUGCCAAAACGUCGGGAGCGAACACAGUUGAUGAACAGCCAAAUGUAGUGAGCCAGCAACUUACACUACCCCGACUUGCGGCACGCCCCUCCCAAAAAUCUUUGCCUGCUAUCACUACCCAUAUCGGUGCCAAAGGAACGAGCAAGCCUAUUGAUAUAACUGGUUUCCAAGGCUCGCGGCCCAUCACAAAGCCUGCAGUCCCUACCACUCAGCAACCCACUCGUCCGAUGGGCAAGGAGGCUGCCUUGUUGGUCCUGCAGCAAACAGCGGCUCCUGUUCAACAUAGACUGACGUCUCAGUCCAGUCAACGCAGACGACAGAUGAAGAGGACAGUGACAACUAGAUCGGAGCAAUCGUGGCAUGAAAUCAGAGACAAACAGGCGAUGCAAGAUGACAUCAAGUCUCGGAAGCGCCAGGAGAAGUUUCGUCUGGAUAUCACAAGUGCUCAUCCCGAUCUGCCAGCGGAUGAAAUACAGCAGCGAAUCGACGCCUUGGAGAGUAAUAAGCAAUUGGAGCUCUUCAAACGCAAGGAAGAGCGCGCCGCCAAGAACGCCUACAAGAACCGGCCAGGAGAGCUGCAUCACGACAACAGUGCAGAAUUAAAUAAUGAGGUAGAAGCCAUACGUAAACAGACAAGACUGACGAAGCCUCUCUGCGGACUGGAGCCAGGUCGUCGAAUCUUCGCUUACAGAGUGAUCAAGACCUAUCCGUAUAUCGAGCCUGAAGAGGCUGAAGAGCGGUAUGUCGAAGAGGAGAAGACCUUUCUCGAGAAGGAAAGCGCCAAUGAUCAUGCCCAAGCUGUCUUCCUCAACGAGAAUGAUCCUGUUCUCCGACAGGCCGGGGAAGGCAGUCAGCUCACAGAAAUGAAAAUGGUCUUCGACGAUAAGAGGGGCGGCUUAUUUGAAGGCCAUCGGGUUUUCAGUAACGGCAAGAAACAUUCUGUCAUCGUAGACUUCGUCGAGAUGCAGGCGGGAGAGGUGCAGCCCAGCAUGCACAGGGGGAGAAAGCUCUCAAAACAGGCAAAGGCCGCUUUCACGCCCGUGCAGUUUGUUGUUUGGGCCGUCUUCACGAUUGACCAAAACGCCCGAAAAUGCGACACUCAGAGGCCACCUCCACCCUUGACGCCUCUGACAAAAGAAGCGACAUCGCUCCUCAUGGCCGGCCAGAUAACCGAUUCUGAAAGGAAGGUGUUAUCCAGCGUUGUCAGUCCGUUGCCAAGGAACUUAUAUAGGCGCUAUGUGGCUGAUAUGGAGGAUCAGGCGGCAGACGAAGAGGGCCAAGACGAGGAAGCAAGCUGUAGCCUGAAACCCACCACGACCGCUGAGCAUGAGAGCGAAGAUGAGGUUGACGACUCUGACUCUGAGAGUGACGACGGGGCGCAUAACAGAGCAACCAACGGCGAUACUCUGACGACAAAGGAACCUGCUAUAACCGAACCCGCUAUAACGAUUGGACAGUCCGAGGAUACUACGGGUCAUCAUUCUGGAGAGGACGAAUUGGAAGUAGAGGAGGACGAGAGCGUGGAAGAGGAGCACGACGAAGAGGGAGAUUGGUUUGAUCAGAACACAGAAAAUAUCACCUACCAUCACGAAAUGGUAGCAUCCUUUACGACUCUCCGGGAGGCGAAUAUCGAGGCCUAUCGUGUAUUUCUUGGGAUGAAUAAUCUCAUCAGCCUGAAUUGCUGCACCCAUCCGUCAUGCACAUGCCGCCAAGGUGGACUUUCCGACUUUUUGCGUGACAACCAGAUCAACCCCGUCGCCGAGGCCGCCCGAAAGGGCAUUGACUUGACUAUGCCAGAUUCUAGAUACUACUUCAACAACCAUCCAGCGUACAGGUUGCCUCUCGGCUUUCGUCACCUUCAGAUAUUUGUCAAGAAGACGGAACUGAUCGGGCCAUUGCUAGUUGGAGAGGGGUUGAUUGACAAUACUGAAGAACUCGAAGAGGAGGUGAAUGAGAAGCGAGACCAGAGGAAGGCUAUGCUGCAACGGGAGGAAGCCAGAAAGGAGACGAAGAAGUUGGAGGAGCUGAAAAGAAAGAAGUCCCGGUUGCGAAAACAAGAAAAAGCUGUUGACCAUGAGUUGACUGCGGCAGAGAUAAACCACCAGCAAGCUCAGCAGCGGGAUAGUAAUGCAGGCGACAUUGCCACGGAGGGAGAGCAGCAGCGGCUCCUUGGGCAGGAAUUACAAGACAUGGAGGACGAGGACUCGGACGUGUCAGAGGAAGAAUGA